Messenger RNA from Asparagus officinalis (garden asparagus), 1467 nucleotides. Its product is annotated as protein FAR1-RELATED SEQUENCE 5-like. NCBI's taxonomy places the organism in Eukaryota, Viridiplantae, Streptophyta, Magnoliopsida, Asparagales, Asparagaceae. Gene Ontology annotation, biological process: regulation of DNA-templated transcription. The record is from RefSeq and is a predicted model, not a curated record. Bases 1 to 1467 code for a protein of 488 amino acids. The transcript is spliced from 2 exons.
AUGGAAAACUUGAGCAUUGAAGCUAAUGAAGUAAACUUGGACGACGAUGAUUUGAUAUAUACUCCUCAAGUAUCAGAUGAGUUGAGGCCAAAAAAGGGGCAAGAAUUUGACACAAUAGAUGAUGUUGUGACAUUCUAUAAUGCUUAUGCUAAAGCAGCUGGGUUUAGUGUAAGGUCUUGGAGUACUCAGAAAGAGCCGGGAAGUUGUGAAAUAAGAAGGAAGGAGUAUGUUUGUUUUAAACAAGGAAAAUCUCUACAAAUCGCGGAUGUUGGAAAGAAAAGACGUCGAGGAAGCUUAGCUGAGGAUUGUACUGCUAAAAUUGCAGUUUUAAAAUCAAGCUCCGGAAAAUACAUUGUUACUGUUUUUAAUGAGGAGCACAGUCACCCGCUAUCAACACCAUCAAAGGUUCAUCUUUUGAGGUCCCAUCGUAACGUUUCAGCUACAACAAAAUCUUUAACUAAACAGCUCUCCUUGGCGAAUAUACCUCAGCAUCAACAAUUUAGUUUUCUUGGAGUACAAUCUGGAGGUAUAGAAAAUAUUGGGUGCACGCAAAGAGAUUUGUAUAAUCAUGAAAGGGAUAUACGUGCUGAUAUGAAGGGGCAUGAUGGAGAAAUGUUUUAUGAGUAUUUAAAAUUGGAACAAGGAAAGAAUCCCUCAUUUACUUUUCAAAUUGAGGCCGAUGAGGAACAAAAGAUUACUCGUUGUUUUUGGUCCGAUGCAAGAUCAAGACGGGCUUACAAUUUUUUCGGUGAUGUUGUAAUCUUUGAUACUACUUAUAACACUAAUCGCUAUGGCCUUAUAUUUGCACCAACAAUGGGGGUUAACAAUCAUGGUCAAACAAUUGUUUUUGCUUGUGGAUUUUUGAAUCAUGAGAGCGUUGAUGAUUUUGUAUGGUUAUUUAAAAAAAUUUUGGAAAGUAUGCCUGGUGGUGCCCCGAAGAUGAUUAUUACCGAUCAAGACCCAGCUAUGACUAAGGCAUUCCCUCUUGUUCUUCCAAAUACUUUUCAUAGGUAUUGUAGUUGGCAUAUAUUAAUGAAGUUUUCUGAGAAAAUUGAUGCAGUGAAGUAUAGUAUUUAUAAAAGUGAGUUCUCGGCUUGCAUUUGGAAAUCAGAGACUCCUGAAGAAUUUGAUUCACAAUGGGAAAGUCUGAUUAAGAAAAGUGGGUUAGAAGGAAACAAGUGGUUGCAAGACCAAUAUGAACUUCGGUCAAGAUGGAUUCCUGCAUAUGUUAAUCACAUUUUCUCAGCAGACAUGUCAAGUAGUCAACGAGCAGAAAGUGGACAUGCAUUCUUUAAGAAAUUUGUUUCGAAGAAUAAUUCAUUGGUUGAUUUUAUGAUACAGUUUGGCAGGGGAUUAGUGCGCCAACGACCUGAGGAGUUGAUGGCCGAUCACAAAGAUGUAAUUGAGAAACCUAAACUUAGAAUAAAUCAUUCCCUCAACCAUUAUUCAGAGAAAGACAUCAGUUAG